AUGCACUCUCCCAAGACGAAAAAAGCCCUCUCUAGCAAUACACACCAAACUGAGCAAAUGCAGAGUGUCUCCACACGAUAUGUCUUAUCAGGAGAUAAGAGGGGGACACUGGAAGAAGGGAAGGCUAAGAGAAGUCAGCAUCAAACAGCCUUUUUUCACAAUGCAAAUGAUUAACCCCUUAGGUUCCACGGUGAGUAUAACAAAGCAUGCUUUACUGCCAGGGGCGGACUGACCAUUCGGGUACUCGGGCACU
Messenger RNA from Staurois parvus, 253 nucleotides. The record is from the annotation of a GenBank genome assembly. NCBI's taxonomy places the organism in Eukaryota, Metazoa, Chordata, Amphibia, Anura, Ranidae.